AGCAAACACUUUAAUUACAAAAUUUUCGAUACUGACAUCUACUAAGUUUAUUUUUAACAUAAAAUCUAACAUUUUAAAAGUGGGUGGUACAUCUUAUAAUAAAUGCCGACGGAAUAAACCAACUCUCCGUAAACUGUACACGAAUUACAUGGCAAGUGUAAUGUGUUGACGGGAAUUUCACGGGCAGCAUGAGUUUGUCUUGGGCUCAAGUUUGACGGCCAAAGAACAGAAGAGAAGAUUAACUGAAGUAACAGCAAUGGCAACACAUUCUCUCCAUGUGUCUUGUCAGAUGAUAUGUAAAAAAAAGCCAAGUUCCGGUCAUUUUUAUGUGCAUUAACAGCUGUUGGAGAGCCCAAGAUCUCACGAGUUGUUCUAGUGAUGAAACAUGAAAAAGGAAAACACUAAUCCCCAUAUGAACUGUUUGGUAUUAUAUAGGUCAGAGACUACCUAAUCAUUUGAUCUUCUUCUAACCUUCAGUUUCAUACUGCUCUUACUGUCUUUCGCUCUCCACUGCUACCCCACUGGCCCCAUCACUGAUCGUGUGAAAAGAUGGUGGAGAAGUAAGAAAGAUAACAAGCCAGGAUAAAGAAAAGCAUUAUGAAGUUGAAAAAUGAAUUCUUCCUCCUCUUGUUCUUCUAUUGUUCUUCUGUUUUCUGCUACUCUAAGGAGGUUGAGAGCAUUGGAUUGAGCAGUGAAGUGUCGAUCCUGUUGUCGGUAAAGGCAAGCCUGAUCGAUCCGUUUGAUCAUCUCAAAGAUUGGGAAUUGCCGGAGAAUGCAGCAAACAGCUCAGCACACUGUGGCUGGACUGGAGUGGUAUGCAACUCCAAUGGUGCUGUUGAAAAGCUUGAUCUUUCCCACAUGAAUCUCACUGGCAGGGUUGCCGAUGAAAUCCAGGGAUUAAAGAGUCUGAGUUCUCUUAAUUUAUGCUGCAACGGGUUCUCCUCUCCGUUGCCUAAGUCUUUAACUAAUCUUACUGCACUUGAGAGCAUUGAUCUGAGCCAAAACUUGUUUAUCGAUCGGUUGCCUGUUGGUUUUGGAACGGCAGCAGGAUUGGUAGCAUUCAAUGCUUCUGGGAAUAACUUUUCGGGUUACCUCCCUGAGGAUCUUGGCAAUGCGACAUUGCUGGAGAGCCUGGAUCUCAGGGGAAACUUCUUUGGAGGCCCCAUUCCAAGAACUUACAAGAAUUUGGGGAGAUUGAAGUAUCUUGGCCUGUCGGGGAAUAACCUGACGGGCAGUAUACCAGCAGAGCUAGGAGAAUUAUCAGCACUCGAGACGAUGGUUCUUGGAUACAAUGAGUUUGAAGGUGGGAUUCCUGCAGAGUUUGGAAAUCUUACAAAUCUCAAGUAUCUUGACCUUGCCAUAGGCAAUCUUGGUGGGUCGAUUCCAGCUGAACUGGGAAAACUCAAGCAGCUGAGUACAGUCUUCUUGUACCGAAACAAUUUUGAGGGCAAGAUUCCACCAGAGAUUGGCAACGUGACUUCUUUGCAGUUUCUGGACCUUUCUGAUAACUUAUUAUCAGGAGAAAUUCCGGCCCCAGUAGCUGAUCUCAAGAAUCUGCAGCUAUUGAAUCUAAUGUGCAAUCAGCUAUCUGGUUCAGUUCCUGCUGGCAUUGGGAAAUUGACUCAACUGCAGGUACUUGAGCUUUGGAACAACACAUUGUCAGGCCCUUUGCCGAGUGAUCUUGGCCAGAAUUCACCUCUUCAACGGUUGGAUAUCUCAUCCAAUUCAUUCUCUGGCCCAAUCCCGACAAGUUUGUGUAAUAAAGGUAACCUUACUAAGCUCAUCCUGUUCAACAAUGCCUUCUCUGGUCCGGUUCCAGCCAGUUUAUCGACAUGUCAAUCGCUAGUUCGAGUUAGGAUGCAAAAUAAUCUCCUUUCCGGCACAAUCCCUGUUGGUUUUGGCAAACUUGGCAAACUUCAAAGGCUGGAACUGGCAAAUAACAGCCUCACAGGCCAAAUCCCAAGUGAUCUUUCUGCUUCCACUUCUCUUUCAUCCAUUGAUGUAUCAAGAAACCACCUUCAAUCUUCUCUUCCGUCCUCUGUUCUUUCCAUUCCAAAUCUGCAAAACUUCAUAGCCUCAGGCAAUAACUUGGUGGGAGAAAUCCCGGAUCAGUUCCAGGAUUGUCCUGCUCUUGCUUGGCUGGACCUCUCCUCAAACCAUUUCACUGGAAGCAUUCCAGCAAGCAUUGCUUCAUGCGAGAAGCUUGUGAUUCUAAAUCUUCGCGACAACCAGUUGAUCGGGGGGAUUCCUAAACCUAUUGCGCUGAUGCCCGCAUUGGCUGUCUUGGAUCUGGCAAACAACUCUCUGACUGGAGGGAUUCCUGAGAAUUUUGGGAACUCUCCAGCCUUAGAGAUGCUCAAUGUUUCUUAUAACAGGCUAGAGGGUCCUGUCCCUUUCAAUGGCAUGCUCAGGACUAUUAAUCCUGAUGAUCUCAUUGGCAAUGCAGGCCUAUGUGAUGGCGUGCUUCCACCGUGCUCUCAAAAUGCAGCAUACGCAUCAAGACAGCAUGGCUUACACGCAAAACACAUUAUUGGAGGAUGGAUAAUUGGGAUUUUGACUCUGGCUGCUGUUGUUAUAGCAGUUCUUGGAGCUCGAUCUCUGUACCAGAAAUGGCAGGAUGGGAAUUGCUUCGAGGAAAGAUUCGAAGCAGGCAAUGGGGAGUGGCCUUGGAGAUUGAUGGCAUUCCAGAGGCUAGUUUUCAAUAGUAAUGACAUUCUUGCUUGCAUCAAGGAAUCCAAUGUGAUAGGGAUGGGGGCAACUGGGACAGUUUACAAGGCUGAAAUACAAAGACUGAACACAACCGUUGCGGUAAAGAAACUAUGGAGAUCGACAAGUGAUCUUGAGAUGGGAGGCAGUGAUGAUCUAGUGGGAGAGGUGAAUUUGUUAGGGAGGUUAAGGCACCGGAACAUUGUGAGGUUGUUGGGAUUUCUUCACAAUGACUCUGAUGCAAUGAUUGUCUAUGAGUAUAUGCAGAAUGGUAGCCUUGGAGAGGCUUUACAUGGCAAAAAAGCAGGAAGUUUGCUGGUGGAUUGGGUUUCAAGGUAUAACAUAGCAGUUGGGGUUGCGCAGGGGCUGGCUUAUCUCCAUCACGAUUGUCAUCCACCCGUGAUCCAUCGAGAUGUGAAGUCAAAUAACAUAUUGCUUGAUGCCAAUCUUGAGGCAAGGAUUGCUGAUUUCGGGUUGGCAAAAAUGAUGCUCAAGAAGAAUGAGACAGUUUCAAUGGUAGCAGGAUCUUACGGAUAUAUAGCCCCCGAGUAUGGUUACACGCUGAAAGUUGAUGAGAAGAGCGACAUCUACAGCUAUGGAGUAGUUCUCAUGGAAUUGCUAACUGGGAAGAGACCAUUAGACCCCGAUUUUGGAGAUUCUGUUGAUAUUGUAGAAUGGAUACGCAGAAAGAUUCGUGAAAACAGGCCUUUGGAAGAAGCUCUAGACCCUUCUGUAGGGAACACCAAACAUGUUCAAGAAGAGAUGCUCUUAGUUCUCAGAUUCGCGAUUCUUUGCACUGCCAAGCUCCCCAAAGACAGACCCUCAAUGAGAGACGUUCUGUCGAUGCUUGGAGAAGCAAAGCCUCGGAGAAAAAGCAGCAGCAGCAGCAGUGGAGGUAAUGCUAAUACCAACAAAGACAGGCCAUUAUUCAACAAUUCACCUGUGAAUGGCCUUGUGUGAGUAUAACAUUGCAUGCUUCUUCCAGGCCAAGAUUAUUUUUUGGUUUUCAAUAUGUACCUAGAUUUAUAUUCAUUUUUUUUUUAGUUAUUUGUAAGUUUUUAUAACUUGUGUCUAGAAUUAGAGGGCUAUGCCUAUGGGAAAUGAUCAUGCAAAUGAUUUUGUAGCUCUCUUCAUGUUACAUAGUCAGAAAACUUCAACAGGAGUGCACAGUUUUAUUGCACCCAGAAUUAAAGGAAACUGCAUUUAGUUUUUGACAUCAGUACAUGAUACUGAUUUAGUUCAAGUCGAAGAUGGAAGAAUUGAAAGAUUUGUCAGUGAAGUAAAAUAUUCGACUUCCGCGUAAAAUAUUCGACUUCCGCUCCAAAUUCCACACACCCGUCAAAGAAAACUAAGUACAAGAAGAUGAACAAGAGAUUCUAAAGCCAAAAAGACAAACAAAAGCAUCAACAACCUCAUACAAAGACAACAAAUACUUUUCUUUCAUUAGGAGUUUGCGAGUGCAACAAAACCCAAAACUGAACAAUUUGCCACUCUCAUACUUACAGUGUAUCAAAUGGCAACUCUCAGUAUGCUUACCUAUAAGACAGAAGAAAAGAAAGGGCAUUCAUCAUGUGCAGACAUAAGUGCACUGCCCAAGACGGUAUAUAUGAUCGUGUCGAAAUAGUAUUAGUAAUAAAAUGUAAAAGGUGACCAAAACCUAGCACGCAAAAGGAGGCAGAGCCAGGAC
Sesamum indicum (sesame) is the source of this 4393-nucleotide messenger RNA. Its product is annotated as Leucine-rich repeat transmembrane protein kinase family protein. Gene Ontology annotation, molecular function: ATP binding; protein kinase activity; receptor serine/threonine kinase binding. The record is from RefSeq and is a predicted model, not a curated record. Lineage: Eukaryota; Viridiplantae; Streptophyta; Magnoliopsida; Lamiales; Pedaliaceae. Gene Ontology annotation, biological process: protein phosphorylation.